This is a messenger RNA of Ichthyophthirius multifiliis, 325 nucleotides long. RefSeq names its product protein kinase domain protein. Gene Ontology annotation, molecular function: cAMP-dependent protein kinase activity; ATP binding. Lineage: Eukaryota; Ciliophora; Oligohymenophorea; Hymenostomatida. The annotation marks the transcript as partial. Gene Ontology annotation, cellular component: cAMP-dependent protein kinase complex. The transcript has a single exon. Gene Ontology annotation, biological process: signal transduction; peptidyl-serine phosphorylation. The record is from RefSeq and is a predicted model, not a curated record.
AUGGACGGAUUUUGUUAAGAUAAUCGUUACAUAUAUUUAAUUCUUGAAUUUGUAUAAGGAGGUGAAUUAUUUACUUAUUUAAGAAGCGUAGGAGCUUUAGAAUCUGAUCAUGCAUGCUUUUAUGCUGCACAAGUUGCUUGCAUGUUUGAACAUAUUCAUUCUAAAAAUGUUAUUUAUAGAGAUUUAAAACCGGAAAAUUUAUUAAUUUCGGACGACGGAUUUCUAAAAUUAACUGAUUUUGGUUUCGCUAAAGUAGUUGAAGGACGUACUUAUACACUUUGUGGUACUCCUGAAUAUUUAGCACCAGAAAUAUUAUUAAACAAAG